GGUCCCAGGGCAGUGUAGGAGCUGAGCCGGGUUGGCUGGGUCGCCACUGUGAGAAGCACUAUGAGGUUCCUCCUGGCCGCCUUGCUGUCCCUGUCCCUCGGGGAUCUUGGACUGUGUCUGGCUGCCCCUAAGGGGAGCGUGCGAUGGUGCGCCAUAUCUACCGAUGAGGCUGCGAAGUGCUCCAGGUUGCAGAGGAAUAUGAAGAAAGUGGGGGGCCCUCCUGUCUCCUGCACCAAGAGAGGCUCCUACCAAGACUGUCUCCAGGCCAUUGCCGCAAACAAGGCCGAUGCUAUCACCCUGGACGGUGGGCAGCUGUAUGAGGCGGGGCUGCCCCCCUACAACCUGCGGCCUGUGGCGGCGGAAGUGUAUGGCACGGAAGCGGAACCCCGGACGAACUAUUUUGCUGUGGCUGUGGUCAAGAGGAGCAGCAACGUCCGGCUGGACCAGUUGAGGGGCCUGCGGUCCUGCCACACCGGCAUUCGCAGGACCGCUGGGUGGAGGGUCCCCAUAGGGCUGCUCCGUCCGUUCUUGAACUGGGCAGGACCCCCAGAGCCCAUUGAGGCAGCUGUGGCCAGGUUCUUCUCGGCCAGCUGUGUUCCCGGCGCGGAUGGAGUACGGUUUCCCAACCUGUGUAGCCUGUGUGCAGGGACCGGGACAAAUAAAUGCGCCUUCUCCACCCAGGAACCCUACUUCGGCUACUCCGGGGCCUUUAAGUGUCUGAGAGAUGGGGUUGGAGAUGUGGCGUUCAUCAAGGCGAGCACAGUGUUUGAGGACCUGCCAGACAAGGCCCAGCGAGACCAGUACAAGUUGCUUUGCCCAGACAACACCUGGAGGCCAGUGGACGAGUACAAGCAGUGCCACCUGGCCCGUGUCCCUUCUCACGCUGUCGUGGCCCGCAGUGUGAAUGGCAAGGAGGACUUGAUCUGGAAGUUUCUCCGCCAGGCGCAGGAAAAGUUUGGAAGAAACAAGUCGUCGGCCUUCCAGCUCUUCGGCUCGCCCCCUGGGAAGAAGGACUUGCUGUUCAAGGACUCCUCCCUCGGCUUUGUGAGGGUUCCUGAGAAGAUAGAUGCUGGGCUGUACCUGGGCUUUGGCUACCUCUCGUCCAUCCGGAACAUGGAGGAAAAGGAGGCGGAUGUGGAGGCCCGGCGCUCGCGGGUUGUGUGGUGUGCGGUCGGGCCCGAGGAGAAGAGCAAGUGUGACCGCUGGAGCAGCGUGAGCAGCGGCAGAGUGACCUGCGCCUUGGCCCGCACCGCGGAAGACUGCAUCCUGCUCACCAUGAAAGGAGAGGCGGACGCCAUGAGCCUGGACGGAGGGCUCAUCUACACCGCGGGCAAGUGUGGCCUGGUGCCCGUCCUGGCAGAGAACCAGAGAUCCCAAGAAAACCCAGGCUCUGACUGCGUGAACAGACCCCCGGAAGGAUACUAUGCUGUGGCGGCGGUUCGGACGUCGGACACCGGCCUCACCUGGAACACUCUGCGGGGCAAGAAGUCCUGCCACACAGCCUUGGGCAGGACCGCAGGCUGGAUCAUCCCCAUGGGCCUGCUCUUCAACCAGACCGGCUCCUGCAGAUUCGGUGACUUCUUCAGUCAGAGCUGCGUCCCGGGUGCCCCGCCCGCGUCCCGCCUGUGUGCCCUGUGUGUGGGCAACGACAGGGGCGAGAACAAGUGUGUGCCCAACAGCCAGGAGCGCUACUUCGGCUACUCGGGUGCCUUCCGGUGCCUGGCUGAGAGGGCAGGAGAUGUUGCAUUUUUGAAAGAUUCCACCGUCUUGCAGAACACAGACGGGAAGAGCUCUGAACCCUGGGCCAGGAACUUGAACCUGGAGGACUUCCGGCUGCUGUGCCUCGAUGGCACCCGGAAGCGUGUGACGGAGGCUCAGAGCUGCCACCUGGCCGUGGCCCCAAAUCACGCUGUUGUGUCUCGGAAAGAUAAGGCGGAACUCCUCGAACAGGUGCUGCUCGACCAACAGACUCGGUUUGGAAGAAACGGAUCCAGGUGCCCAGGAGAGUUUUGCCUGUUCCAGUCUGAAACCAAAAACCUCCUGUUCAAUGACAACACGGAGUGCCUGGCCAGACUCCACGGCAAAACAACCUAUGAGGCGUACUUGGGACGGGAGUACGUCACCGCCACCGCGAAUGUCAAGCGGUGCUCCACCUCCUCAAUCCUGGAAGCCUGCGCUUUCCUCAGCCAGUGAACCCUAUGGAGAAGCCCACUGUCCCUGGUGUGCCCUCCACACGUGCCUCAAACCUGACCCGUCUCGCUGAGCCUGCAUCCUCCUCACCAAGGAUGAGGCUCCUGGUCCCUCUGCUCUCACAGCUCCCUGCUGCCAUUUUAGGAAGAAAUAAACUUUCUGAGCUGAGAAA
Chinchilla lanigera (long-tailed chinchilla) is the source of this 2362-nucleotide messenger RNA. It is a transcript of the gene Ltf, whose product is annotated as lactotransferrin. The transcript is spliced from 17 exons. Gene Ontology annotation, cellular component: extracellular region; early endosome; recycling endosome. The coding region runs from base 61 to 2193 and encodes 710 amino acids. The record is from RefSeq and is a predicted model, not a curated record. Gene Ontology annotation, biological process: iron ion transport; antibacterial humoral response. NCBI's taxonomy places the organism in Eukaryota, Metazoa, Chordata, Mammalia, Rodentia, Chinchillidae.